CACUCACUUGCGAAAAAAAGACACGGUUUCGUCUUAACCUUCCUUUGUCUCUUCCUUUUUAAUUUAUGCGAUUCGCGUCUCUCGUCUCUAAAUCACAGUUCCGUGUAAUUUCAUUGCUUCUGGAAAAAUAACAAAAAAUGGGUCAAGUUCUAGGAUGCGUCCAAGUCGAUCAGUCCACUGUUGCUAUCAAAGAGACGUUCGGGAAGUUCGACGACGUUCUCGAGCCAGGUUGUCACUGUUUGCCCUGGUGCAUAGGGAGUCAAGUCGCUGGUCACCUCUCCCUGCGUGUUCAACAGCUCGAUGUUCGCUGCGAGACCAAAACUAAAGAUAAUGUGUUUGUCACCGUCGUUGCUUCCAUUCAGUACCGUGCUUUAGCUGAGAGUGCUCAAGAUGCUUUUUACAAGCUCAGCAACACCAGGAAUCAGAUUCAAGCUUAUGUCUUUGACGUGAUCCGAGCAAGUGUGCCUAAGCUGGAUCUAGACUCAACCUUUGAGCAGAAGAACGACAUUGCCAAAACCGUUGAGAGUGAGCUCGAAAAGGCUAUGUCGCAUUACGGGUAUGAGAUAGUCCAGACGCUUAUUGUGGAUAUCGAGCCUGAUGUGCAUGUCAAGAGAGCUAUGAAUGAGAUCAAUGCUGCUUCAAGAAUGAGAGAGGCAGCUAGUGAGAAAGCAGAGGCAGAGAAGAUACUUCAGAUCAAGAGAGCCGAAGGAGAAGCUGAGUCCAAGUACCUUUCGGGUCUCGGUAUAGCACGUCAGAGACAAGCCAUCGUGGACGGUCUGAGGAACAGCGUGCUGGCCUUCUCCGAGUCUGUUCCAGGGACGUCUUCCAAGGACGUCAUGGACAUGGUUCUGGUCACUCAGUACUUUGAUACUUUGAAGGAGAUUGGUGCGUCUUCGAAGUCGAACUCGGUGUUCAUACCGCACGGUCCGGGUGCUGUUAAGGACAUUGCUUCGCAGAUCAGGGAUGGUCUUCUUCAGGGAAACGCUGCUGCUGAGUGAUUAUGAGUGAGUGAUGAGAGAUUUUAAUAAGUACAAAAGCCUUUUCUUCUGGGUGGUUUAGUUUGGUGUUGCUACUUAUUUGUUUUUCUUUUAGCGGUUGGGCUUUUCUAGUAUUGAAGUCCUUAUGGAUUUGCUUAUCGUUGGUCGGUAAUGUUUAUCGGCUUGUGGACUGGGUCAUGUUUAUGGUUUUGGGCUUUGAUAGUAUAUGACGCAAUAUGGAUUUCAGGA
Molecule: messenger RNA, 1226 nt
Organism: Raphanus sativus (radish)
Lineage: Eukaryota; Viridiplantae; Streptophyta; Magnoliopsida; Brassicales; Brassicaceae
Product: hypersensitive-induced response protein 2
Exons: 6
Coding region: 138-998 (286 amino acids)
Source: RefSeq, a predicted model, not a curated record